Messenger RNA from Tigriopus californicus, 1045 nucleotides. RefSeq names its product peptidoglycan-recognition protein SC2-like. Gene Ontology annotation, molecular function: N-acetylmuramoyl-L-alanine amidase activity; zinc ion binding. The coding region runs from base 42 to 1001 and encodes 319 amino acids. Lineage: Eukaryota; Metazoa; Arthropoda; Copepoda; Harpacticoida; Harpacticidae. The transcript has 9 exons. Gene Ontology annotation, biological process: peptidoglycan catabolic process. The record is from RefSeq and is a predicted model, not a curated record.
UCUUACAAGAUCCAAACAUUUACUCAAGAUUAGCAUUGUUCAUGAGAAAAGAGCCCAAAGCAUCAAUAAUCUUUCAGUUCAAGACAAUGAUUGCUCUUAAGCUAGCCGUAGUUGCUCUCCUUGCAGUUCAUGCCCAAAGCAUUUCUCUUCGUCAAGAUGAGGCCUGUACCAAUCAAGGCGGUUCCUGUGUGAAUUGGCAGUAUUACGUUUGUCAUGGAGGCGUUGAGACUGGUCUUUGCAAUGGCGACUCCAAUAUCCGAUGCUGUCUGCCAUGCGACGACCAAUGUCAGGCGGAUGAGGAUGAAUGGUCCCAAGGGGAUGCUGCAUGCACCGCAGAAGGUGGUGAAUGCAAAUUGGAUUCCAACUAUUGCGAUGGAGUUUAUGAGGGUGGUCUCUGUGGUGGACCCGCUGAGCGAUCCUGUUGCAAGGCUCCUAAUGGAGAUUGUCCUGCUAUCGUGAGCAGGGCAGAAUGGGGAGCUCGUGCUCCAGGAUCAACCACUUACAUGGGCAAUGGAGUGCAAUAUUUAUUCAUCCAUCAUAGUGCUGGAGCCUCCUGCAGUACCAAAUCCGAAUGCAUUGCUGAGGUCAAGGGAAUCCAAAACUACCACAUGGACUCGAACGGUUGGUCUGAAGUAGGAUACAGCUUCUUGAUUGGUGGAGACGGUAAUGUGUAUGAAGGUCGUGGCUGGAACAAGGUCGGAGCUCAAACCUAUGGGUUCAAUUCCGUUGGGUAUGGCAUUGAUUUCAUCGGCACUUUCACCUCUACAAAUCCAACCCAAGCGGCUCAAGACGCUUUCAAACAACUAGCCGAGUGCGCUGCUGCUGGAGGUUAUGUUAUUGGUGAUUAUGAGUUGAAGGGGCACAGGCAAACUGGUAGCACCGAGUGUCCCGGAAACACUUUCUACGAAACUAUCAAGAGCUAUCCUCAUUGGACCAAUGGGAAUAUUGGAAAGGACAUGACCAUGGAUGAGGAAACUCGACGAAAGUACAUGGAGUUGUAAUUCGAUACAGAAAUUUUGUCAAAUAAACAAGUCACCUCCACUGA